Molecule: messenger RNA, 507 nt
Organism: Artibeus jamaicensis (Jamaican fruit-eating bat)
Lineage: Eukaryota; Metazoa; Chordata; Mammalia; Chiroptera; Phyllostomidae
Product: ribonuclease 7-like
Exons: 1
Coding region: 1-507 (168 amino acids)
Biological process (GO): defense response to Gram-negative bacterium; defense response to fungus; defense response to Gram-positive bacterium
Molecular function (GO): RNA nuclease activity; nucleic acid binding
Source: RefSeq, a predicted model, not a curated record
AUGUCACCAUCUAGAGCAGGAUUCUGCCCUCUACUGCUACUUCUGCUGCUGGAGCUGUGGGUGGCCAAGGUCCCAGUCAGUGCCAAACCCAAACACAUGACCUCAGCUCAGUGGUUUGACACUCAGCACGUGCAGCCCAGCCCCCAGGGAUGCAAAAGGGCGAUGGGCAACAUCAACAAGCACACAAAACACUGCAAGAGCCUCAAUACCUUCCUGCAUGAAUCCUUCUCCAGUGUGGCUGCCACCUGCCAGACCCCCAUCACGGUCUGCAAGAAUGGCCAUAAAAAUUGCCACCAGAGCAAAGGGCCUGUGUCUUUGACGGAGUGUGAGCUCACCUCAGGGAAGUACCCAAACUGCAGGUACAAAGAGAAGAAACUUCACGCUCAUUACAUUAUAGCCUGUGACCCUCCCCAGCAAGGGGACUCUGGAAAAUUCCACCUGGUUCCUGUGCACUUGGACAAAGUCUUUUCGGUUUCCAGCCUUCUUCACUCUCGGGCUGGGCUUUAA